AAGAGAACCGUGGCGAAGUGUUUUUCAUAUAUUUAUAUUUUAUAUUUACAAUAUUUUAUAUGUACAUAUUAAUUUAAAAGCAAAACUGCAAAAACAAGCUCGAGAGCUGUGCACACGCAAACACGGGUCCAAGGAGACGACGACGACGACCCAGAGCAAACAAAGCAGAACAAGUUCGAUCAGCACAACAGACACGUCAGAAUAUUUAAUAAAUAUUCUAUUGUUUGUACAAGUGUUUCGAUACAAAAAUCAAAAGCCCACGCGACCGUCAAGUAACCAAGCACAGUUGCAGACAUGAAGUUCUCCGGUCUGACAGUUUCGCCGUUGCUUGUCUUCCUGGUCACCAUAUUGCUGGUGCAUCUGGUCACGUCCUUGCCAGUAACCCAAAAGAAAAACGAUGACAAGAAGCACGAGGGUGGGGAGGCCAGCAGUACACCAGCCACAGCUGAUGUGGAAACUGCUCUGGAAUACGAAAGGUAUCUCAGGGAAGUGGUAGAGGCUCUUGAAGCGGAUCCCGAGUUUCGUAAGAAGUUAGACAAGGCGCCUGAGGCAGAUAUACGUAGUGGCAAAAUCGCACAAGAACUGGAUUAUGUGAAUCAUCAUGUACGUACUAAGCUAGACGAGAUAAAGCGACGUGAGCUCGAACGUCUUCGUGAAUUGGCCAGUCAGACUUAUGAACUGAAAAAUGAUAUUGAUCGCAAGCAUUUAAAGGUGCCGCAACAUUUGGAUCACGAUAAUGAGCACACAUUUGAGAUAGAAGAUCUAAAGAAGUUAAUUAAAAAGACUUCCGACGAUUUGGCCGAAGCCGAUCGCAAGCGACGUGGCGAAUUUAAGGAAUAUGAAAUGCAAAAGGAAUUUGAACGAGAGGCCCAAAAGAAAGAAAUGGAUGAGGAGUCUCGCAAGAAAUACGAUGCUGAGAUUCAUGAAAAGGAGAAAAAACACAAGGAUCACGAAAAACUCCACCAUCCUGGUAAUAAGGCUCAGUUGGAAGAGGUUUGGGAGAAACAAGAUCAUAUGGACAAGAAUGAUUUUGAUCCCAAAUCCUUUUUCUCCAUCCAUGACGUAGACAGCAAUGGCUACUGGGAUGAAGCAGAGGUAAAGGCCUUGUUCGUAAAGGAACUGGACAAAGUCUAUAAUAGCAAUCUGCCAGAGGAUGAUAUGCGAGAACGUGCAGAGGAAAUGGAACGUAUGCGUGAACAUUAUUUCCAAGAGACAGAUAGCAACCACGACGGUUUAAUCAGCAUUGAAGAAUUCAUGCAGCAGACCACCAAGGAGGAAUUCCAGAAAGAUCCUGAAUGGGAAACAAUUGACCAACAGCCACAAUAUACACAUGAUGAAUAUUUGGAAUAUGAACGUCGACGCCAAGAAGAAGUGCAACGAUUGAUUGCCGAAGGCCAUUUGCCGCCCCAUCCGAAUAUGCCACAGGGUUAUUAUGCUGCAGUUCCUCCGGCACCAUAUCAGCAAGCUCCUCAUCCAUCUGGCCAGCAGUUGCACUAUCAGCAACCUGAUCAAUUGCAUUUGCAGCAGCAGCAACAAUAUGCACAACAGCAACAACAAUAUCAGCAACAUCCAUACGGACAACAGCAACAACAACAACAGCCUGUGCAAUUGCAUCCCAAUCAAGUGUAUCAGACAGUGGGGCAACAGCAGCCAGUGUAUCAGCAACAGCAGCCCGUCUAUCAACAGCCGCAGCAACAGCAGCCAGCCUAUCAGCAGCAGCAUCAGCAACAACAACCAAAUGUACAGCAGCAACAGCAGCCUGUCUAUCAGCAACCACAAGCCGCACAGCAGCAGGUUAACAAUCAGAGCCCUCCGCCAAUUCAAAAUCCACAAGUGCCCAUACAACAACAACAGCAGCAGCAGCAACAACAACCUGUGCAACAGCAGCAACAGCAACCUGUGCAACAGCAGCAACCGCAACAACAACAACAACAUCAACCUGUGCAACAGCAACAACAACAAACGGUGCAACAGCAAUCAUCGCAAGCACCACAACACUAGGAACAUUCCAUUGUUCAUUUCAACGAUCUUUUUCUAAAUUCCAUACAAAAAAUAGUUGAUAAUUUUUUGUAAUCGAACUGAGACCAACUCACAGAUGUAACAAGGAAAACUUUUGCAUUUGCAUUCUGUUUCCAUUUCAAGCAAAUCUCUUUUUUUAUAUAAAGCAACAUUUAUUUCUUCUUCUCAUCUCUGUUGUCUCUCCAGCAUUUAUUCUAAGUUUUUUUUUAACGCAUAUUUUAUGUACAUAAUAAAUUAAUAUGAAUUUAUAUACGCGAUUAAAAAAAGUCAAAUAAAUGUUUAAGUGCAGAAGGCAA
Messenger RNA from Drosophila willistoni, 2315 nucleotides. RefSeq names its product nucleobindin-2 (gene NUCB1). Lineage: Eukaryota; Metazoa; Arthropoda; Insecta; Diptera; Drosophilidae. The record is from RefSeq and is a predicted model, not a curated record. The coding region runs from base 295 to 2001 and encodes 568 amino acids. Gene Ontology annotation, molecular function: calcium ion binding. The transcript is spliced from 3 exons. Gene Ontology annotation, cellular component: endoplasmic reticulum-Golgi intermediate compartment; extracellular exosome.